Messenger RNA from Fusarium proliferatum ET1, 972 nucleotides. RefSeq lists its product as uncharacterized. Bases 1 to 972 code for a protein of 323 amino acids. Lineage: Eukaryota; Fungi; Ascomycota; Sordariomycetes; Hypocreales; Nectriaceae. The transcript has 3 exons. The record is from RefSeq and is a predicted model, not a curated record.
AUGGCUGUCCGAACACAACUUUUCCCCCCCUCCCCUACUUUCACAGAAUCUUCCCUCUCCUCCUUGAACUCCAGGGUAUACAUUAUCACUGGUGCAACAUCUGGUGUUGGUCUGGAACUGGCUAAGAUUCUCUAUUCCCGCUCAGCGAUCGUGUACAUAGCUGCACGCAACUAUUCAAAAAUCACGUCGGCCAUAAAAGAGGUGCAGUCAGCGUUUCCAGAUUCAACAGGACGUCUUGAAUCGCUAUGUGUUGACCUUUCCGACCUCACAAGUAUCAAGCCUGCAGCUCAGCGAUUUCUCGCUAAAGAACCAAGACUUGAUGGCCUAGUGCUCAAUGCUGGUGUCAUGAUGCCUCCUGAGGGUAGCAAAACCGAGCACGGGCAUGAGUUGCAGAUGGGCACGAACUGUUUGGGUGGAUAUCUACUCUCGCGACUUCUCGAGGAGCUUCUGGUGAAGACCACAGUGGUCGCAGACGAGGGAACUGUUCGAGUUGUAUGGCUUGCAAGUACUCUUCAGAUGGGCACGCCCAAAGGAGGCCUUGUCUGGGACGAGGUCAAGAAGGAGCCGAAAGUGGUCAAAGACCAGAUGGAGAACUACAUGAUGAGCAAGGCCGGUAAUCUUCUUUUGGCCCAUGAGACUUCUCAGAGAUUGGGACCUCAAGGAAUUAUAUCAGUGGCUGUCAACCCAGGGUUCUUGAAGACAGAGCUUCAGCGUCAUAUGCCCGCACCCGUGUCUUUCAUGAUGGGCCUCAUGUUUAAGGAGCCCAGGUAUGGAGCUUAUAGUGAGCUUUUUGGACUGCUGUCGCCAGAUAUCACCGCAGACAAUAACGGAGCCUUGAUCUACCCUUGGGGUCGCAUCGGAUGCAUCCCAGAUGACAUCCAGGUGUCUUUAAAGAAUGGACAAGAGGGGGGCACUGGCCUCUCAAAAGCUUUCGCCGCCUGGUGUGAGAGAGAAACUCGUCAGUACAAGUAG